Molecule: messenger RNA, 945 nt
Organism: Acanthosepion pharaonis
Lineage: Eukaryota; Metazoa; Mollusca; Cephalopoda; Sepiida; Sepiidae
Source: the annotation of a GenBank genome assembly
AUGUAUCUUUUUCCUAUCUAUGUCUAUCUAUUUAUCUAUCUAUCUAUCGUCCAUUCUUUCUUUUUCUAUAUAUCUAACUUCCUUUCUUUCUUUCUGUUUAUCUAUUUAUGUGUCUUUUUUCUAUCUAUCUAUCUAUCUAUCUAUCUAUCUAUCUAUCUAUCUAUCGUUCUUUCUUUUCCUUUUUCUUUUUCUUCCUUUCUCUCUCUCUCUCUCUUUCUUUCUUUCUUUCUAUAUCUGUUUCUAUCAUUAUCUUUCUACGUCUUUGAUAUACACUAUGUCUGCCUAUCUAUCUAUCUAUCUAUCUAUCUAUCUAUCUAUCUAUCUAUCUAUCUAUCGUUCAUUUUUCUAUCUUCCUUUUUCUUUCUUUCUUUCUUUCUUUCUUUCUUUCUAUUUAUGUAUGAUUUUCCUAUGUCUAUAUAUCUAUUAAACUAUCUGUCGUUCGUUCUUUCUUUUUCUAUCUACUUUUCUUUUUUUUCUAUUUUGUAUCUUUUCAAUCUUUAUUAUUCUAUCUUUUUCUAUAUCGCUAUAUCAAUCUAUUUUUCUUUCUUUCUAUUUAUGAAUCUUUUUUCUAUCUAUGAAUAUUUAUCUAUCUAUCGUUCUUUCUAUUUCUAUCAAUCUAUCUUUCUUUCUUUUUUCUAUCUCUCUUUUUCUCUCUUAUCUAUCUUUAUUUUUCUAUUUUCCUAUCUAUGUCUAUAUAUCAGUCUAUCUUUCUUCAUUCAAUUUAUCUAUUUACGUAUCUUUUUUCGAUAUAUGUCUAUCUAUUCAUCUAUCUAUCCUUCUUUCCUUUUUCUUUCUAUCCAUCUUUCUUUUUUCUUUUUCCUUCUUUCUUUUUUCUUUCUUUUUCCUUCUUUCUUUUUUCUUUCUUUUUCCUUCUUUCUUUUUUUUCUUUCUCUCUUUAUUUCUCUUUUUUCCCAUAUUUACUAUGUUUAUUUUUCUACUAUCUAA